AUGCUUGUUUUUGGACUGCUAGCAUUGUUUUCCAUUAUCUCCGCAAACGACUUAAGUUUUUCCACGAAAAAUCUCAAUAAGGAAGUAAAAUUACUUAUUCCUAAAAGCCAUCAGAAAUAUGCAACACCUCCACCGCCAAGAAUUAAACUGGCAGAGACACCAGAAUGUGCUGAUGACAUUCGAAGAAUUUGUCCAAAUAGUAUAAUAAACAAUAAUUUUGCUGUGCUAGACUGUUUACAAAAUGAUAAGAAAAGAGAAGAUGCUGACUUAACAUCACCAUGUCAUCAUCUUAUUUGGAACUUUAAAAGGAACUUGACUCUUGAUUCAAGAUUUGUUGCCACAGCAAAGCAGAUGUGCCCCAAGUUUUUAGAAAUGCAAAAAGAAUGUAAGCCUUUAGAAGAUGUAAAGGGUCAUAUGCUGUCUUGUUUAAUGGACUUUGCUGAAAAUGCCACAGAACCACAGUGUCGUUCCUUCCUGAAGAAAAUGGAAGCUAUAAUUUUUAGUGACUAUCGUCUCAUCUACAAAUUUGCUGAUGAAUGCAGUUCUGAUAUUCAAGAUUUUCAAUGUGGUCGUCUUGAAAUGGAAGCAGAAGAACCUCACUCUCAGGGAGAAACCAUUGAAUGUUUGUCUAAGCAAACAGAGAAGCUCUCCCAGCCUUGCCGUCAUGAGAUCCUGCGGAUAGCCGAGCUACAAGCUGAUGAUUUCCACCUGGACCGUCCACUUUACUUUGCAUGUCGUGAUGAUCGCGAAAGAUUUUGCAAAAAGGUGGACGCUGGGGAAGGAAGGGUUUACCGCUGCCUCAUGAGGCACAAAACAGAAAGAGAAAUGAGUGUGGAGUGUCGAGAAAAACUGUUUCAAAGGGAAAGGUUGGUUGUGCAUGAUUACAAGGUUAACAGAGGCUUGGCAAAAGCUUGUCGGGAAAACAUCAAGAUAUAUCACUGCAGGGAUGAGACUUCUGAAAGGAGAGAAAUCAGACUUGCUCAGAUAUUGCUUUGCCUUGAAAAUGCUUUACAUAAAGGAUAUCCUGUUGCUGGUGAAUGCCAAGCAGAAAUGCUGGAACACAGGCAAACAUUGAUGGAGAACUACCAACUGACCCCAGAAUUAGCAGCAGCUUGUGAGAAAGAUGUUCAGCACCUUUGUGGGCGUAGGUUAGAGUUGGGUGGAAAGACGCUGCAUUGUUUGAUGGAUCAUGCAAAGCCAUCUCGUCACGAUGGAGGCCGCAUAUCUGAUGCUUGUCGCAGAGAGCUUGAAGCUUUAUUAAAACAAAGUGAUGUUGGAGAAGAUUGGAGAGUUGAUCCUGUUCUUCAGGAAUCUUGUCAGCCAGUUGUUGAUGCUGUAUGUUCGCAAGAAAAGCCGGGAGAAGGAAGGGUUAUGACUUGCUUGAUGAAAAAUUUUGAUUCUCCAAAUAUGAAUGAAGAUUGUAAAGAAAAACUGCUUCAAAUUCAGUAUUUUGUUGCUAGAGACUUCAAAUUAGAUCCAGCUUUGUACAAGCGAUGCAGAAAAGAAGCAGAAAAAUAUUGCCACGCAAAAAAAGAAUGGUAUGACAAACCCUCAAGAAUGGAUCCAGAAAGAGGACCAAUUGUUCUUCCAUGUCUGUAUCGUUAUGCCUACCAUCCUGAUAAAAAUGUUCAGUUGUCCAGAGAAUGUCUGUAUGAAGUCCGGCGUGUGAUGCGACAGAGGGCCGUCAGUGUGGACCUGUUGCCUGACAUUGAGGAGCCUUGUCUGCAUGAUCUUUCAAGAUUCUGUAAUGAAAAUGUUGAAAAGGGAGAGGAAAUGGUUUGUUUGCAAAAGAAUUUGAAAGAUUUAUCAUCAGAAUGUCAAAAAGCUGUUUCUAAUUAUACAGAGGAAGAAUCUGAGCACCUAGAGCUGAAUUAUCCUUUAUUCUUUUCAUGCAGUACCAUACUUCAUAAACAUUGCAAUGAUUUACUUGCUAAAGAUGUUGACCAAGGAGAUUUGAUACAAUGUCUAAUUUUGCAUAAAAAUGAACCAGAAAUGAAAAUGAAUCCAAAAUGCAGAGUUUCUGUGGAACAUUUUCAAUUGAUUUCCCUCAAGAAUUAUAGGUUCAGUUAUAAGUUCAAAGAGGCUUGCAAAAAAGAUGUUCUCCACUUAUGCAAGAGUGUCAAAACUAAGCCUGAAGUAAUUAGUUGCUUGAGUGGUAUAGUAACAAAUGACACUGUGUUUGAAAAGACUCAUAGGGUAUCAAGAGACUGCAGGCAGCAGUUGAAGUUUGAGUUAUUUGAGAGGGAUGAAAAUAUAAAACUUGAUCCUGUUUUAAAUUCUGCUUGUACAGAGGAUCAAAAGAAAUUCUGCAGCAAUGUGCGCCCUGAAGAGGGUCAGAUGCUUGAAUGUCUGAAGAAUCACCAGAAGGCUCUUUCUCUACAAUGUCACAGAACAAUAUUUAAUCGGGAAAAGGAAGAAAUGGUAGACAAUUCUAUUGACUAUGCCUUAGUGUCUACAUGCAAAGCAAUGAUCAAGAAGUUCUGUCCUGACUCGGACAUGUCACAGGUACUGGAUUGCUUAAAAGAAAGACGUGAGGACAAUGGAAUGGAGCGCAACUGUAGAAAGAUAAUCAUCAAGAGGAUGGUUGAGCAGAAUUCGGAUUACAGAUUGAAUCCGCGCUUAAAACAAGCAUGCAUUAGGGACAUUCCAAAGUUUUGCUCAACUGUGAUAGCAGAUCACAAAGAUGAAGUUGAGUUGGAAGGAAAGGUUAUUGGUUGUUUGAAACAGCAGUACAGAAAAAAUAAGAAACUGUCUCGAACUUGUGAAAAUGAAGUUGUACAUUUGAUGCGUGAUGCUGCCCAAGAUUACAACUUAGAUCCUCAACUAGUUCAUGCAUGCUCAGUUGAGAUUCAACUAAAAUGUGCUGAAGAACCCAACGUUGAAGAAUGUUUAAAAAUCAAAUUUCAGAAGAAAGAGUUGGAGAGUGCUGAUUGUCGAAGAGAAGUUGCAAGAAUAAUAUUUGAAGGAAAAGCUGACAUUCAAUCUGAUCCAAUUCUUUAUAGGUUAUGUGUUACAGAUAUUAAGCAUUUUUGUAGUGAUAUUCCUGCAGGACAUGGAAAGCAACUUUCAUGUCUUUUAAAUGUUUUGAAUGGGGACUCAUCUGGUAAAGCUUCACAAUCUUUAUCUGAAGAGUGCAGAACAAUGCUCACAAAGAGAGUAGAAAUGUUUGAAUAUGCAGCGCAGGUCGCUCCUGUUGAAUCUGUGGAUGAUAUUGUGAGACAAGUAAUUGCUUCUCCUUCUAAGAAUUACUUCAUAGGAAUAACGCUUGGCUCGCUGUUAGGCAUCUUCAUUGGCGGGAUUUGCUGUGGGCGAGUGACGAAGAGAGUUCCAAUGUCCAUGAAGAACAAAUGAUGUGUUUGUUUCAAAACAUUUUGUAAAACAGAAUUCUAACAUCUUUGAAGAGUCUUGUAUAGAAGAUAACUUCACAUGCUACUGCCACAUCGAGAUUUGACCUUUUUUAAUCAAGUAAUUAAGGUUCCUCCCCCAACAAGGAAUAAAUCGUAUGAAAUAUGUUCGAUUAAUACAGAUUUCAUUUGCACAAAAAAUAGAGGCAUCUUCUCAAAAAGUGGUCAGUUAGUAAUAUUUAGAGAGACUGCAUUUCAUUCAAUUUUUUGAAUGUGAUACCAAAGAAGGAUCUAUUUUGGGCUCUUAUUUUUUCAUUUAGACCAUGCAAAUUGACUUCAAUAAUGUUUGCCGUAAACUAAGUUUCUUUUCUAUCUGUGUAAAUACGUCUGUGUAAAAUUCAUUUGAAGUCUUUUGUUCAGUUUUAUUAUUCAAAAAUGAUUAGUGGAUGGUGGUUAGUUAUGAAAUGA
Uloborus diversus is the source of this 3812-nucleotide messenger RNA. RefSeq names its product Golgi apparatus protein 1-like (gene Glg1). The record is from RefSeq and is a predicted model, not a curated record. Gene Ontology annotation, molecular function: fibroblast growth factor binding. Gene Ontology annotation, cellular component: Golgi membrane. NCBI's taxonomy places the organism in Eukaryota, Metazoa, Arthropoda, Arachnida, Araneae, Uloboridae. The transcript is spliced from 23 exons. The coding region runs from base 1 to 3351 and encodes 1116 amino acids.